Dujonia railenensis is the source of this 2076-nucleotide messenger RNA. NCBI's taxonomy places the organism in Eukaryota, Fungi, Ascomycota, Pichiomycetes, Serinales, Debaryomycetaceae. The record is from the annotation of a GenBank genome assembly.
AUGUCGAACGAUUUAAACUCGAAACGGUUGGGAAUAACAUACCAAAUCCGGACCAAGUUGAAUUUCCUUGAUGAGAGGCUCUGGAAACGAUUUUCGGCGAGAAGACUCGAAUUAAUCGACACCUUAGAAUUGAGCUCCAAGAAGGCAUCUGAGCAAGAGGAUGAAAUUAGAAAUGUGGCAGAAACUUUACGGAAGGAGUUUAACUAUACUGAGGACUACUUCAAUGACUUCGAUAGGCUUGUACGAGCUGCCAUCCAGAGUGUGCGAAGGAACAGAAAGAGAUCGUACCGAUCUAAGAAAGGCUCUGCGGUAACAAUGCCUCUGGCUGCUGGAGCUACUGAAGCCUUACAUGGAAGUGAGAGCCCAGAGUUUUCAUCUAAAAGACAUAAGAUGUUUCUGGCAUAUCACGACAUAUCCCCGAGCUCAGGAACUUCUGUUUCACCUACAAAUGAACUCGUUGUGCAUACGGUCAAUAUGUCCUUGGGCCACGGCAAUGUGCCAGAUUCUGGGGCAAACUCAUCGGUAGAGUCGACGUUAGGAUUAGGAGUAGGUGAUCACAAAUCAAGCGUUGAGCCUGGCCAUACAACUGGUGGGGAAAGCGACUUUUCGUCGGUUCAGAGGAAUAAGUUCAUAUCAGAGAUCUCUAGGUUAAAUUCCGACUCUCAGGAGGAGACGAUAAAUUAUCCUAGGUCAAGGAAUUUCACAACUUUUGAUCGCUCGAGAGGUGUCAUAGAUUCUAUGAUAACACCUAGAAUAAGCCAAACACCUAGUAAUGCUAUGGCCACCAGCACCAAUGCUGCCAAAAAGAAUAUGCAUGAUGAUAAAGUGAGUGCUUCUAUACCUGUUUUACCUCCCAUUACCAACUUUCACUCGCACAAGGACCGUCUUUCUCACCCACCAUCUCCAUCUUCUGCUUUUUUCAAUGGAAGUUAUCAGGUCAUCGGCAAACCAUCAUCUUCAGGCGUGGUCGACAAGUCACACUCUGCUACCCUUUUACUACUUAGUUUCAUUGAAAGGUCUAAAACAUGCUCAGAAUCUACUGCAUAUCAUAACACAGAAAAUUUACAGAUCUUAGGUAGAGCUGCCAUGACUUGCGUUAUAUCGUUUUUAUUCGAAAAGUCAUUCUAUAUGUUAAACGCAACAUCCAUUGUGUACUUAAGGGACAAGUUAUUGCAGGACCAAUACUUGGCAAGAAUAUUUCGAGAAUUGGAUCCUAGUACGGUAUCAAACAUCGUAGCUUUAAAUGAUGAGACUGCGGUGGUGUCUCUCUGUACUUUGCUUGGAGGUUGUGUAAAAGAUUUUGGAUUCGAUUCGAUACUAUUCGCCCUAUGUGAAAUAGUUUACCAUCGAGUGAUAAAGGAAUAUCCACUUAUAGCUAAAAACGCUAUUGAAUUCAAAAGAGAACACAAGGAAGAUUUGACUCCUCGGAGCGACCCUCAAGAUUCUGAUGAAGACAUGAGCCAAAAGGAUAGUAAAGACAUAUAUGAUGGUCUUUCCCAAUUAAACUCCUUGGCUGCUAUUGCAACGGAUAUUCAAUCUCAAGAAAAGAAACUACAAGAAGAUAGGAAUAGAUACUCUGAUCCCCUUAACAAGAAGGUCACUUUAAAAUUCUUAACCUCAGUCUUGGAGUUUACUUAUCCUGCUGGUAAUUCUGCAUAUCCAAGGCUAGUUGAAAUGAUUGAAAACGGAAAGGCUGCAUUCAAGCUUCCUAUGGAUAACGAUUCUUUAGCAUUCAGCUUGAAAAAUGCUCAAGAUGGAAGUCCAAUAGGUUCAGAUCUUGACUUAGAAAAGAUUUUUAAGAAUUCAAAUCUAAUUGAGUUGGAGAUGUUUGUACGUAGAGCAAAAGAUAUUCCAAUAAGCGAGCUUACAUCUACUGUGUUGCCCACUGGUGGGCCACCAAAAGUACUACUUCCUCCUCCUUUUGGUGCAAGAACAUCUCCAUUGUCCAGUCUGAGGAUCAAUGGAGGAGUAGCACCACUUAAUCCAAUCCCAAUGGGUGGUUUCAAGUUUUUGUCGAAUUUGGAAGAUUCCCCACUUCCUCCACCGGUAUUACCUAAGUUUCAACCAUUAUUAUAA